Molecule: messenger RNA, 2502 nt
Organism: Exophiala viscosa
Lineage: Eukaryota; Fungi; Ascomycota; Eurotiomycetes; Chaetothyriales; Herpotrichiellaceae
Product: pre-mRNA-splicing factor clf1
Exons: 1
Coding region: 157-2190 (677 amino acids)
Biological process (GO): mRNA splicing, via spliceosome; spliceosomal complex assembly
Cellular component (GO): Prp19 complex; precatalytic spliceosome; post-mRNA release spliceosomal complex
Molecular function (GO): protein binding
Source: RefSeq, a predicted model, not a curated record
AUCUACCAGGAUUUUGUGAUAUUUCGUUGUUCACUCUCAACGUGUCCGUCAGUGGCGGCGUUGGUUUUGCCUUGCACUCGAAUUCUCUACCUUCACGACGUCGGAUACUUGCAUCAGGGCCUUUCCCGCUGCAACUCCCGUCUCCUCGCCGCGAAAAUGGAUUCUUCCAGAGGCCCUCCACGGGUCAAGAACAAGGCGGCGGCGCCUGUUCAGAUAUCCGCUGAACAACUCCUGCGAGAGGCUGUUGAUCGACAAGAGCCGGGACUCCAAGCACCUACACAGCGUUUCGCCGACCUCGAAGAACUCCAUGAAUUCCAGGGUCGAAAACGCAAAGAGUUCGAGGACUAUGUCCGUCGCAACCGGAUUAACAUGAAUAAUUGGAUGCGGUAUGCACAAUGGGAGCUGGAGCAAAAGGAAUACCGGCGGGCGAGGUCCGUCUUUGAGCGAGCACUGGAUGUCGACAGCACCAGUGUUGUGUUGUGGAUUCGAUACAUCGAGGCCGAGAUGAAGACGAGGAACAUCAACCAUGCACGAAAUCUAUUGGACAGAGCGGUGACGAUCCUCCCAAGAAUCGACAAACUGUGGUACAAGUAUGUCUACAUGGAGGAAACCCUUGGUAAUGUGCCAGGAACAAGGCAGGUCUUUGAGCGAUGGAUGAGCUGGGAGCCAGACGAGGCGGCAUGGCUGGCAUACAUCAAGCUCGAGAAGAGAUACGGGGAAUAUGAUCGUGCGCGGGCCAUUUACGAACGGUUUACGGUCGUUCAUCCUGAACCACGGAACUGGAUCAGAUGGGCCAGAUUCGAGGAGGAAAAUGGCACAAGCCAACUGGUACGCGACGUCUUCGGAGUCGCCAUCGAGACGCUAGGCGACGACUUUAUGGAUGAGAAGCUCUUCAUCGCUUACGCACGGUACGAAGCGAAGCUGAAGGAGUACGAGAGAGCUCGAUCAAUAUUCAAAUACGCCCUGGAUCGACUGCCACGCUCGCAAUCGGUCGUACUCCACAAAGCUUACACGCAGUUUGAGAAGCAGUUCGGUAAUCGUGAGGGUGUGGAAGAUGUGAUCCUUGCAAAGCGGCGGGUACAGUACGAAGAACAACUGAAGACGAAUCCGCGCAACUACGAUGUGUGGUUUGAUCUGGCAAGGCUGGAAGAGGCAGGAGGCGACUUUGAACGUGUACGAGAUGUCUACGAAAGAGCCAUUGCUCAGAUUCCGCCUUCGCAGGAGAAACGGCACUGGAGGAGGUAUAUCUACCUCUGGAUCUUCUAUGCUUUAUGGGAAGAGAUGACCAGCAAGGAAGUGGACAGAGCGAGACAGGUGUACCAAGAAUGUCUGAAGCUCAUACCGCACAAGAAAUGGACAUUCGCGAAGAUAUGGAUACUGAAAGCGCAAUUCGAGGUUCGACAAAUGCAACUCCAGGCGGCAAGAAAGACCCUUGGACAAGCGAUUGGCAUGUGUCCCAAAGGCAAGCUCUUCCGCGGAUAUAUUGAGCUGGAGAAACAGCUGUUUGAGUUCGUGCGAUGCCGGACUCUAUUUGAAAAACAGAUCGAGUGGAGUUCUUCCAACGGUCAAGCAUGGAUCCAGUUCGCGGAGCUCGAACGUGGACUUGACGAUUUGGAACGAGCAAGAGCCAUCUUCGAGUUGGCCAUCGAUCAGCCUACACUCGACAUGCCGGAGCUGGUAUGGAAAGCGUAUAUUGACUUUGAAGAAUACGAAGAGCAAUACGAUCGCGCCCGGGCCUUGUAUGAAAGACUGCUUCGAAAGACCGAUCAUGUCAAAGUCUGGAUAAACUAUGCUCGAUUUGAAAUCAAUGUACCGGAUCCAGAUGAGCCGGCAAUGGCGGAUGGCGAAGAACAAAAAGUCAGCGAGGAGGCCAAGGCUCGAGCUCGGAAGGUCUUUGAGCGGGCUCAUGAUGUUUUCAAGGCGAAAGAGAUGAAGGAAGAACGGGUUGACUUGCUGAAUGCAUGGCGAUCAUUUGAGCAGACUCAUGGUUCGCCAGAUGAUAUUGAGAAGAUUGAGAAACAGAUGCCUCGCAAGGUCAAGAAGAGGAGAAAGAUUGAAGAGGACCGCUUCGAGGAGUACAUCGACUAUGUAUUCCCUGCCGACGACGAGAGUGCAGCCAAGAUGUCGAAGCUGUUACAAAUGGCGCACCAAUGGAAGGCGAAACAACAAGAGAAUGGCACUGUGGAAUAAUUGAGACAGUUAUCAAGGACAAGACCAUAUCAAGAGGGUCAAGAUAUUGGUUAUUCCCGCUUGAUAUCUUGGUAGUUGCUACAAGAUCGUCACGCUUCCACGUGGGUACCAUGUCGUGCCUGUCUCAUUUCACGUACGGAGUACAUUCGGGCUGAUGGCGUUGAGAUGAUGUACGGAGGCGUGCACCAUUUGUAGUGUCCAGCAAAAACUUAGAAAGACCGGGUUUUAUGACCUGACACAGCAACUCCCUAGCUUCCCGGCCCUAUGAACCUGGAGAUGCCUGAAAACGGUAACUCGCUUAGGUAGUAUAGG